ACAACUUGUCAUCCAGAGCAGGCCUUUCGUAGUUAUGUCACACUUCUUCUACUUGACUCCACAAAUUCUUCUGCCCUUUAGCCCUCUUACUUCUCAAGAGUUUGAUCUGAUCAGACGCAAGGCUGGAGCAUCUUGGCAGGAUGAAACUCGAUGGUCAGAUUCUUCUGUGACAACAUACACAGGCAGUUACCGGAAAAAACAACUGGACAAGUCCACAUGUAGCCGAUUUUCUUUAAGAGCAGGACAGCAUGAGCCUGAGUGUAAACAGAUGCCAUUGCCAAAUAGCUCUGCAUGUAGUCUUCCCCGCUGGGCUGGUACCCAAGAGACUACAGAUGUCAAAAGACUAUUCCCUGAUAUAACCAGGCCCUUUAAAAAAUCAUUUGAUGUCAAGCAUGGAGUGGCACAUCAAAUUUGGGGUUUUGGUGAUUUUUUUCCGACACCACCAAAUUAUGGAAAAUCCUGUGUGAGAACUAAAAAGCUAGCACAAGAGACCCUGAUGAACUACGGUCGACGAGGGAUAUGUGUCCUAAAGCAUCUUCAUAGACGGUGGGAUUCUGAAAGCAAGGUUGGCUCAUCUGAGGAUUCAGAAACUGAUCCAUACUCCGAUUAUGCCUGGGGAGGACCCUCAUCACCAUUUAACUGAGUUGGAAAACGAAGCCACAGUGCUGGAGGCCUGGAGUUUGUUUAAUAAACAACUUUGAGAUUCAACUACAAAGGAAGAAUUAUGCACUGAAGCUCUACAACUUCAUAAAGAAGAGGCCUUGAUUAAUAAAUAACCUGACACCUUUCAGAUGUUGCACGAGGAAAAGCAGGGUGCCCCAAUUUCUGGGAGUCACUGCACUUCACUUACCCUGGGGCCUGUUUUACAGGCAUUUUCCUGCUUAGUUAAUUGUAGUUAUUCCCAAAAUAAACCUCAUUUUAUGUGGCACUCUUCUAUUCUGAGGGAAUGAUGUAAGCAAGAAUAUUGGCUGGAGUAUCUUGAAUAUCUGUGAUAGAUGGCUCCUUAGAAUGAAUCCUAAAUCUCCAAGGGACCUAUUUUAUCUUGUGAUUUUGCUCACAGGUUCUAAGCUACUGCUGGGCAGCGUUCCAAUUCUAUAUUCUCUGUCUUCUGGAAGCACUGAUGAAAUCACUCAGCGGCUACCCGCUUCCAUCUCACUAGGCACCUCUUGGCGCUCCUUCAUCCCCACAGACUGAAAGCAUGGUGACUAAUGUGUCUUCCCCUUCAAAUUAUUCACAAACCCUACAUGACCUUUGGCAGGCAGGGGUUCUACUGCGAUGCUUCUGACUGUGGGUAAGGGGACAUAUGUGCUCACCAUGGCUUGCUAUUUCUCCUUGCUCCCUCUAGACCAGUGAGGCAGCUCUGUUAAAUGGUCAGGCAUAGUUUGUUGGUGGCCCCCAAACAAUCCAUCGGCAGUGGACAUAUUACAGAAAACAUGGCUUUGAGUCUUAGCUUAAACUGUAUUUAUGUAGCAUGACAAUAGGAAAAAUAUCUAAUUGUACUUGGAUUAAAGUUCAAACAAAGGCCCCAUGACUGGCUUGAAGAUGCCCAGGUCCAUGUGCCAUGUUUUCCAGGGAAGGCAAGAUGGGAGAGGAUGUGGUCUGUUCUGUCAUGAGCAGUUCUGUUUCCAGACCAUUUCUCAGUCACUGGAGGCCCGUUUCUGGGGAAAUGAUUACUAAACUGUUGAUUAUUUUCUUUGUAUUGCUGGCUAUUCGCAACCACAGGGAAAAUAUGAGGUAGAUGUGGAGUUUAAGAAAAAAAAAAUGUGUAUAAAAAUGAGAAGCCACGCCUGCCUGUAGCACUAGCAAAAAUCAAAGACGUCUGGUUUAUUUGAAUAUUUCCAGACACCCCAAACAAAAUUAGUAUUGGAACCAAAUUAAAGAAUUUGACUCAAUAACCUAAAAAAUAGCUAUUGGAUGAAAAAAUAAAGGAUAAAAUAGUGUUUAAUUACUGACUGGCCAUUUUCAAAGUGGCUUCUCCUACAUUAUCCCAUUUUUAAAAAAGUAAAUUUGAUCUUUUUAAAUGUUAGAGUGAAGUGGUUCACAAUUGCUUGAAAUAAGCAAAGGACAUUAUAUUUAUACGCAUGCAAAUUACAAACCAGGCAAAACAGUCUCUUCUGCUGCUUUAUAUAUUUUUGUCAACCAUCAUGGAUUCAUGGAAAGGUCUCAAAUAGAUAGAACAAAAUGGAUUUAAAAAAAUUGUUUGAACUUAGCGUGUUUUUCAUUUCAUUCUCGCUCUGUCUGUGGUCUCACUUUCUUUCUCUGUUACCUUCCCUUGAAUGGUGAACUAUUAUUACUUGCAUUUGGAUAGACUAUUAUUUAGUUUGCCAAACAUACCAUUUUCCCGCUUAUUAAAAUCUCAUAGUUGCUCAGCUUCAUUAAGAUAAAUGGAAUUAUUCAUCUGUUUUCCCCCCUUUGGCUAUGGGGUCAACAAAAUGAUGUUAAGCAGGAGAGGACAGGGCUGGUGAACACUUUUAAAUGUCACUAAGUAAUUUUAGGAAGGAGCUGGCCUACCACUGUCCUGAAUGAUGGAUAUGCUCUCAACCUUAAUGCCCAUUAAUGAUGUACUUAAUAACAGUUUGUCUUGUAACCAUGGCUGUUCAACACUUGAAUUUUGUGACAGUUAUAACCAGGAGUGGACAUUUCUGAAAUCUGAUACACUGAGAAGUAAAAAACCAGAACAAAGCAAGAAAAACAAAAACCUGAGCCUAACAAGCAGUCAAGGAUGGCAAACCAAAAAAGAAAAAGAAACAAGAGUAUAGCCAACCUUUUUUUUUUUAAUUAGAGUAUAUUAUACUUUCAAACUGGAUACACUAGAAAUUGGCAAUGCAACAUAAGAUGCAAAGGAAUAUACCAGUUACUGUCAAAAUGACCCUGUACAGCCUUGUAAUGCAAAAAGCUUUAUACAAUACAAAUUUUCAGUAAUGUACACAAACCUUGACAGUAUGAUCAUCUGAACAUAAUAUGAAGAGUUAAAAAAAGGACAGAAGAAAGUGCUGAGAACCCUAACUGCAUUACUAUAUGGAAAAAUAAGCUAGCUUUCAUUGAAGAAUGCAUAGUGAAAACAACUGAAGUUAGUUGGUAGGUGAAUUUCUCAAAGAUGUUAGUGUUUUACACGGAAAGGAUAUCUAUGGAAUACAUCCUUCCCUGAGUAUCAACUGCAAACCAAAUUCAGGGGUACAUAUUUUCUAGGGUGGAGUCUGAAAAAUGCUGUAGAUUUUUUUCUUUAUUAAUAACAAUAAUAAUAUAAAAAGUCAAACAAACUCCCAACACACCUGUUCUCACUCAGAAAACUUUUAUAAUUUACCAGAAAGAUUGAUGACUCUUUCCAAAGUGCUAAAAAAGUUGCCCAAUUAUAUUAAGCAUUACUAAGUCAUUCAAAUACAAGUUCAGUGGCAAGCAGUGAAAUGCAUGGCAUUUGAGCAGUAAACGUCUCCUUCCUUCACCCCUCUUGUUCUUGAAAGUUUCAACCCUAAGACCUCCUAUUGCACAAGUGGCAUGCUGUAAAACCUAUAGUCCGAAUUGUCAGGGCUGCCCUUUCAGGUUUUUAACCCACUGGUGCUUCAGUGUUACUCACCUUUUCUACCAGCCUCUGUGGGAUUAUAGCCCUUUCCUGUCAUCACUGAACUUGUAAUUUUGAAAACAUAUUAUUAGCCUAGUGGCACAUUCUCCAUUAUAUGGGGAUAGAGACAUGACUUGAAUAAAGACAUGACUU
This is a messenger RNA of Sapajus apella (tufted capuchin), 3712 nucleotides long. RefSeq names its product chromosome unknown C4orf51 homolog (gene CUNH4orf51). Bases 35 to 643 code for a protein of 202 amino acids. The record is from RefSeq and is a predicted model, not a curated record. NCBI's taxonomy places the organism in Eukaryota, Metazoa, Chordata, Mammalia, Primates, Cebidae. The transcript is spliced from 7 exons.